GGAACACCCCUUUCAUGUUGUGAACUAGGAGGCUGGCAAGUUGACUGCAGCAACAGCUUCCAUUCGGCUUUGGUCUAUUUUAUGUCCAAAUACAAAAUUUGACAUUCCACAUUGAUGAUUCAUGCAAUGACGCAACGACUUCUAUUUAUGUUGUUGCCUUAUCUUGUGAGAACAUAACACUCAUUACAAAGUCUAAUCAAGGUUGAGCAAAUUGCAAGCACUAAAAAUGGCGGAGAAGAAAGUGGUCAUCGUAGGAGGUGGUGUUGCCGGUGCCAUCCUCGCAAAAACUAUACAACAUCAAGCCAACGUCACCCUUAUUGAUCCGAAGGAAUAUUUUGAGAUUCCAUGGGCAAGUUUGAGAGGAUUGGUGGAGCCAUCUUUUGCUGAAAGGAUAGUGGUCAACCAUAGAGACUACUUCAAAAAAGGUUACCUUGUUGUGUCCUCUGCUGUCAACAUAACUGAAACUGAAGUGUUGACUGCAGAUGGCCAACAGAUUGCCUAUGACUAUCUUGUUAUUGCCACUGGCCACAUAGAACCUAUCCCUAUUACCAGGAGUGAAAGACUUGACCAAUACAAAUCAGAAAAUGAAAAGAUCAAAUCUGCAAGUUCAGUUUUGAUUGUUGGGGGAGGUCCAACUGGUGUUGAGCUUGCAGCCGAGAUUGCUGUUGAUUUUCCUGAUAAGAAGGUAACUAUAGUGCAUAAAGGAACAAGGUUGUUGGAAUACAUUGGCCCAAAAGCUUCAAGGAAGACUUUGAAGUGGCUCAAAUCAAAGAAAGUUGAUGUGAAACUAGAGCAAUCAGUUGAGUUGAACUCCUCCUCCACAGAAGGAAAUAAGACAUAUCAAACUUCAGGUGGAGAGACUAUAGAAGCAGAUACUCAUUUUCUAUGCAUAGGGAAACCACUUGGCUCAGCAUGGCUUCGAGAAACUCUUCUAAAGGAUGACUUGGAUGCUGAUGGAAGGAUCAAGGUGGAUGAACACUUGAGAGUAAAGGGCAGGAGCAACAUUUUUGCAAUUGGAGAUAUUAUAGAUGUUCAAGAAAUCAAACAAGGGGUGUAUGCACAAGGUCAUGCUCAAUUGGUUGCCAAGAACCUGAAGCUAUUGAUAGAGGGAGGAGGCAAAAAGUUGGGAACAUACAAGGCACAACCACCAAUUUCUAUAGUUUCACUUGGAAGAAAACAUGGAGUUGCACAGUUCCCAUUCAUAACUGUGCUCGGAAGGUUUCCUGGCAUGAUCAAGUCAGGAGAUUUGUUUGUGGGGAAAACGAGGAAGGAUUUAGGACUCGAACCUAAUGUUAAAAAAUCUUAAUUUGGUAUAGUGAGUAUAUAGUUCUUCAACUCUUCUUUUCAUAGUCAUUGUUGUGCAUGGAUAAGUUGAUUGUAUGUGUUUAUAUUAUUUUCUUAUUGUAUUCAUCGAGUUCUAAUGUAAAUGUACCAUUUCUUAAUGUAUGGAGUCAGAUAUAAAAGUGUUACAAUGUAUUCGUUUGAGAAUUGA
Molecule: messenger RNA, 1492 nt
Organism: Cajanus cajan (pigeon pea)
Lineage: Eukaryota; Viridiplantae; Streptophyta; Magnoliopsida; Fabales; Fabaceae
Cellular component (GO): cytoplasm
Molecular function (GO): electron-transferring-flavoprotein dehydrogenase activity; flavin adenine dinucleotide binding
Source: RefSeq, a predicted model, not a curated record